GGAGGUCCAUAAUCUUGUCGGAGGGCUCGUGGCUGUGGACGUACAGAGAGCACCGGCCGGCGCAAGGGGUAGGUGUAGUGAGAGCCUACUUGUAUUUAGGACCGGAUGCGAUCAGGGAUACUAUAGUGGGUCUCCUGAUGACAGGGACUAGUGACACGGUUAGCAGCGCGCUACACUACCUAGAGGAGGAGGUAGCUGCCUUCCGAGCGGAGGACUCGAGCGACCCGUUGACCCUAUUUCACGGGCGUCCUCCUCUUGAUAUCUCGGGCGAGUUGGUGGUAGCACGCGACGGGUUUUUCCCAUACAGCGUUAGAAGCCUGAGAGCGAUAGUUCCGGCAUUCGUGGUGGAGAGCGUCUUUGGAGGAAUUGGUGGAGUAGUAGAGACAUACCUGGCCUAUCAGGAUCUCAAGAUCCUUGCGAGGAGCACUACUGAUCUAAGCUACAUCUAUUAUUCACUUGCUACCGGAGGACCUCGUUGGGGAGAUGAGAGGGUUCAACUUAUAGAGCUGAUCCGCUCGAUAGACUACGAGUGGCCCCAGUCUCCAUCUGUUUGGGAUUGGCUAGACCGUGAGCUCCGAGCAGGACCCGAGUACGUGACCUGCAUCGGGCGGCUUUUCUCAGACGACUGGGAGAGCUGGUGGGGUGAGAACACCGAGCGACCUCUGAUAUACGGCCACCAGUUGGCCCAAUACUACCAAGGUAUAGGACAGGCCCCAUACAGCGUCGGGGACGAGUUUGACGACGAAGGAUGGGAGCGAGAGGACGACGAGGACGCCUGGGGGCCGGACUGGGUUGACCCGGAAAACGAGAUUGACGAGGAGGAGAUUGACGUUACAGAUGCUCAUUUCCCUGGGAUAGGAGUAACAGUCCUGGCGUAGGCAACAGAGGAGCACAUUAGGACGGCGGUAGAGAGAGCGUUAGCUACUGAUAUCCUAGAGUAGUGGAGAGUAUGGCAGACCGGGAUAUAUUGAGGGUGACUCUUUCCCUACGACAAGAUAGGACAGGAGGUUGGGAGGAUGAAGCGCUAUGAAAUGUUGAGCGACAGGUCAGACUCAUGACAGAGCAUGCCCUGAAG
Messenger RNA from Chara braunii, 1075 nucleotides. The record is from the annotation of a GenBank genome assembly. Lineage: Eukaryota; Viridiplantae; Streptophyta; Charophyceae; Charales; Characeae.